Saccharomycodes ludwigii is the source of this 2562-nucleotide messenger RNA. It is a transcript of the gene PRP6, whose product is annotated as U4/U6-U5 snRNP complex subunit PRP6. Gene Ontology annotation, cellular component: U4/U6 x U5 tri-snRNP complex; catalytic step 2 spliceosome. Gene Ontology annotation, biological process: spliceosomal tri-snRNP complex assembly; mRNA splicing, via spliceosome. The record is from RefSeq and is a predicted model, not a curated record. Gene Ontology annotation, molecular function: protein binding. Bases 1 to 2562 code for a protein of 853 amino acids. The transcript has a single exon. NCBI's taxonomy places the organism in Eukaryota, Fungi, Ascomycota, Saccharomycetes, Saccharomycodales, Saccharomycodaceae.
AUGGAAAGACCAAAAUUUUUAGACCAGGACCCUCCACCAGGGUACAUAGCAGGCAUUGGAAGAGGUGCUACAGGUUUUACUACAAGAUCAGAUUUAGGUUCCUCUGCAUUGUCACAGACACCUAAUAGAUAUCUGGAAAAUAAAUCCCUUAGCACGGACAAUAUAACUGAAGAUGUUUAUGAGGCAGAAAAGAUUUUUUCCAAUAUAGACGAUGAAUUAUCUACAAGGAAUAAACAGAGAAAGAAUCGGAAUCAACCAAACAUUAAAAGCACUACUACUAAAUUUAUUGAUUUAAAACAGCAAUUGACUGCCGUUUCAAAGGAUGAAUGGCUCAAUUUACCUGAGGCAACGGAUAUGACCAGAAGAAAUAAAAGAUUAAAAUUGGAAAAUCAACAACAGCGAAACAUUGCAAUGUAUAAUCCGUCAAUUCUCUCAACAACAAAUUUAGAACAAUUGGCUAACGACAGGGAAAAGUUAUUGGAGCAACACAUAGAUUCAAAGUUUGGCACCAUUCUUGAAAACAAUGAUUAUCAAGAGUUAUUAAAAAAUUUAAACACCAAUUCAAAUAGAAUAGAUACCUAUGAUGUAGAAAAAUCUAGGAAAGUUUUACAAUCCUAUAUCAGAUCGGAUCCCAAGAAUCCAAACGGUUGGAUUGCGUUGGCCAGGCUAGAGGAAAAAUGUUUAAACUUUAAGAUGGCUAAAAAAAUCAUUCACCAAGGGUGCAACGAAGUUGUAUAUGAUGAAGAUAUUUGGUUGGAGAACAUUAGAUUAAAUAGAAUUGAUGAUGCUCCAUUAUUAUUAAAAUGUAAAACACUCGUAGCCCAGGCUUUGAAAUUUAAUGGAGCUAAAAGUGAGAAGCUUUGGAUAAAAGCCAUCGAAUUGGAACAAAAUGCUGGUAAUAAAAAUCAAAACACAAUAACACAGAUUAUUCACAAGGCUCUACAAAUUAAUCCAUAUUCAGAGGAAUUGUGGAAACAAGCUGUAAAAUAUGAGGAAUCUAAAGAAGAAGCUAUAAAAGUUUUGGCUAAAGCCAUUGAAUUUGUCCCGAAAAGUGUUGAUUUAUGGACGGGAUAUAUUAAAUUACAAGACUUUGGUCCACAACAAAGAAAAACUUUGGCCAACGCUGUUAAAGAGCUUCCUUCUUCCAAAGAGAUGUGGGCGCUGGGUUGCCAGUUGGAGGAAAGGGCGGAAAAGCCUUUGGAAAAAAAAGAGGAAAGUGUCAAGUGUAAAAUAAUACAAAUUUUAAAAAGGUUUAAAACUCCUCAUAAUAAUGAUGUGGGUUAUUGUGAAAGUUGGUUAAAACAGGCUGAAAAGUGUGACUUAGAAAAAUAUCCAAUAACAGCCCAAUGUAUAAUAGAAUGUUUUAUUCCCAACAAUUUUCUUAAAGAGUUAUUGCCAAAGAUUAACUCGGUCGAAUUGAAAAAUUUUGCCUUUCAGUACCUAUUAUUGAAACAAGAACAUUUGAAUGAUCCAGUUAUAUGGGAUGCAUAUAUUGUUUUCUGUGAAUCUGGGAAUGAUAACACCAGUAAACUUGCCUACUUUUUCCAGUUUUGUGAGCUCACAAUUAAUGACAUGGACGAUGAUAUCUCAAAGAAAUCGUUGAAGAUAUUAACAAAGUAUAACAAACAAGAUGAAACAUUAAGGAUUAUCGAUAAAAAAUUACUCAACACUUCAGAAUAUACAUUAAGAAAUGAGCUUCAGAUAAUGAAAAUUGGUAUUUUAAUAAGCUUAAAGAAAUAUUCUGAAUGCAAAAGGAUCUUUGAACAAAUGAUAGCAGCCGAAACAACGGCUACAAUUUUCCUAAAAUAUAUAGACUUUUUAAUAUAUCUCAAUAAUUAUGAAAAAGCUUUGAUAAUAUGCCAAUUAGCAAUGGAGAAACACCCAGAUGAAGAAGAAUUUGUUAUAAAAAUGGGUACAAUAUACGAAUUUAUGUCCGAAAUAGACAAAGCCAAACAAUGUUAUAUCAAUGCAGUCUCAAGCAAUUUUUCACAUUCAAUAAGUCUAUGGAUUUUGUCAGCGAAACAUGAAGCAAAUAUAAAUAAAGCAAGGUUAUUAUAUGAUAAGGGCAUUUUGAAAAAUACUAAAAAUAGUGGAUUGCUCAUGUUGGAAAAAGCGAAAAGAGAAUUUGAAAAUGGUAAUCUGAGUGAAUACAGAAUAUUGCUUAAUACUGCGUUGAAAAGUUAUUCACACAUGCCUGAGAUAUGGUGCCAAUUAUUGAGAACUACAAAAAAGAAAAAUGAAAAAAGAAAUUUAUUUCAACAAGCACUCAAAGUUACAAAUACAAAUGCCUUGAUUUUAUUAGAAGUUGCCAUUAAUUUUUGGAAUGAGCAACAAUUUGAAAAGGCUUAUAAGUGGGCUGAUCAAAGUUGUAAAGCCAAUAAGAAAUUAGGUGAUUCUUGGAUAUGGCUAUAUAAAUGUAGUGUCAAGUUGGGUAGGAAGAAUACUGAAUGGAUUAAAGAAAAAGUUAAUGAGAUAGAACCCGAUAGUGGUGAAAUGUGGAACAGUCGACGCUAUAAAUUUUUGUACAGCUUACCAAGUGAAAAGCUAGUCAGUUUGGCUUAA